Molecule: messenger RNA, 1890 nt
Organism: Ilex paraguariensis (yerba mate)
Lineage: Eukaryota; Viridiplantae; Streptophyta; Magnoliopsida; Aquifoliales; Aquifoliaceae
Source: the annotation of a GenBank genome assembly
GUGCUUGUCCCGUCGAAAGUUACUUUUUAUUAUUAUCUUUAUUUAUUAUUGUUGUUUGUCCUUGCAGAGUCAGUUGUUCUGUGCCUGCAAUUGGUUAAAACAUUGCUCAACCAUCCCAACGAGAAAACGAUAAAAAUAAUGUUAGAAAACGUUAUCUUUGUAACAUAGCUUGUUUUAUAUGGAAGAUUAUAAUUGUGUAAAAGAACAGGAGGUUCUGUCUACAAAUAGUGGAAAGACAAUAAAUUGGGUGUUCUGGGUUUUGUCAGAAAUUUGGUACUAGUGAUUGUAUUUUCAAUUUUGAACCAUUUCUGGGUGCGUUUAUUGAUGGAAUUGUAGUGCUUGAGAGAGAAUAUGGAAGAGGAAGGGAGUGAGGGGAGCAGUAUUAGAUUGGUGGGUAGUGGCUAUGGUGGGGAGUCCAGAUGGGUAGAUGGGAGUGAGGUAGACUCAGAAACACCUCCAUGGUCACUUAAUGAGGAUGCGGCUAUAGAAGGAUAUGGAUCUGUUAGGAGAAGGCUUGUCAAGAAGCCCAAAAGAGUUGAUUCCUUUGAUGUUGAAGCCAUGACGAUUGCCGGCUCUCAUGACCACCACAUUAAGGAUACUUCAACUUGGCGAACUCUUGCAUUGGCAUUUCAAACACUCGGCGUGGUAUAUGGUGACAUGGGCACAAGCCCUUUAUAUGUCUUUUCUGGUGUGUUCAGCAAGGUGUCCAUCCAGUCAGACGUUGAUGUCUUGGGGGCUUUAUCUCUAGUAAUGUACACUAUUGCUAUAAUACCUUUAGCAAAGUACGUGUUUAUAGUUCUCAAAGCUAACGAUAAUGGAGAAGGUACAUACGUGGUUUCUGCUUCCAGAUAUUUAACUUUACAUGUAUCUUGUGAUGGGCUUCUGGUGGGGCAUAGUUUUUUUAACAAAUCACUAACCCCAUUCACAGGGGGAACAUUUGCCUUGUAUUCGCUUAUCUGCAGGUAUGCAAAAGUUAACCUUCUGCCAAACCGGCAACAGGCUGAUGAACGUAUCUCCAGUUUUAGGCUUAAAUUGCCCACUCCAGAAUUGGAAAGGGCUUUGAAUAUAAAGGAGACUUUGGAACACAAAUCUUCUUUGAAAACCCUUAUCUUGCUGUUGGUUCUGAUGGGAACUUCCAUGAUUAUAGGGGAUGGUAUUCUAACCCCGGCAAUGUCAGUUAUGUCUGCCGUGAGUGGUCUUCAGGGUGAAAUACCGGGAUUCAGUACUAGUAAGUAUACUUGGUGCUUACAGAUUCAGAUAUGAAUUUUUCAGUUAUUAAAUUGUUGAAGUUAGCUGGGUGUCCAUUAAAUGUAUAGUUGAUUUACUUUCUUGACUGAUGCUUCUGUGGAUAGUGGUCUCUGUCUGACCUAAUGGCAGGUUUAUAAUGUCAAUCAUAUUGAGCAAGUCAGAGGCCAUUUCAGACAAUGAAUUGACUGAGCUAUCCAAGAAUUGCCAUUCUAACUAUUUGGGUGCUUUCUCAACAUGCACCACAAAUUAUAGAAGUUUAUAAGGCAACAUUUUGGUUACAUUGCUAAUCACCCAUCUCAUACUAUCAUGGCAAGAUGCUAGCAAAAAUGCUGGUGAUGAUUGUAAAAGACAACCUAUAACCAGAUUGAUUUUUCUAUACAGAUGCUCUUGUUGUCGUCUCGAUUGUUAUCCUAGUGGGGUUGUUUAGCAUACAGCAGUUUGGUACUAGUAAAGUGGGUGUCACAUUUGCUCCUGCACUUGCUUUGUGGUUCUUCUCUCUGGGAUCUAUUGGAAUCUACAAUCUUUUUAAGCAUGAUGUUACUGUUGUACGGGCAUUCAAUCCAGCUUACAUCUAUUUGUUCUUCAUGAACAAUGGUAGCAAGGCAUGGUCAGCUCUUGGUGGUUGUGUUUUAUGCAUUACAG